AUGCAGAUGGUUCGCCGCGUGUACAACGCCACGCCCGACGUCUUCAAUGCGAAUUUCUUCGAGAACGUGAACGGACAGAAAGUGCAGAUGAUCUUCCGCCACCCUGUAAAUGACAGGGACCAGGAGGAGGCCAGGCAGAAGUACAUCAGCGCGAUCAAGGAUGACGGCGUCAUGGAGGAGUGCAGGAGCGACAUCGUAGGGGUCUAUCUCACGGACGAGGAAGUUCGGGCGGCUGCCAAGAAAUAUCACAAGUCAGGCACGGAGGUUGAGAUGUUGAGGAGUUGGACGCCUUCACCCAGACCGAGCCUCGAACGUCUUUACCUCUUGGCGGGCGCCACCCUGAUAGAGGCAGCUUACAUGGCUCAUGCAGAGGCGCCCGAGUUGCCGAACGUCAAACUGACCAUCGAGACAGGAGUGAAGGUCAGCCUUCUCGAGUCGAGAUCGCCACCGGACGCUCUGGUGUACGUCGUGCACGAGCUGAAUGACAAGAACGCGCUCUUCACGCAAACGAACGUCAUCCAACUCUACAAAUUGUGCCCAACGAUCGAGACGCACUGGAGGCGGGACCGGAAAGCCAAGCGCCUCGCAGGAGAUGCGGACAAGGUGCAGGGUGGCGAGGCUGCUGGAGAAGAAGAAGACGGAGAAGCUGCAGGAGAAGAAGCAGGGCAGGAGGGGGCUGCUGGAGAAGAAGCUGACGGAUCCACCACAAGUAAGCCCGCUUCUACCUCUCAGGCCUCUCAGGCGGGCCUCGAGACAGAGUGCAAGGCCUUCCUGGAGAAGCAUUGCCCAAAACGCUUCAAAGCCUUCGACGCCUUCAAGCUGGCCCGCAACUUCAAAUCCGAACUCGCGAAGCUUGGCCUCUGGGACAGGUACCAGACUUGGGCAAACAAGAAUGUCACGUGGAGCGACCCGAACAUCAUCAAUAACAACGUCUUCCGUAACAACUCGAUUAUCUUGAAGGCUUUCCAGAAGAUAAUUCCCAAUGAUGAAUGGGGCGAUCGCAGCAGCGAUGACCUCCUGACGGUGCUCAAGCUUGUCCUGCCGAAUAGCAAGGCGACCUUCAGCAUGGAUUGCAAAGGCGACGCGCAGAAGAUCCACUUCUUGUUCGUCCCAGUGGAUGAGACUCCAGAGACUGUGACCAUCACCUUCCUGAACGACGUGCGACGCGCCAUCGACAUCGCAGUCCACGGCAAGGAGCGCAUGCACGACAAUAUCGAGGUCCAGCGCUUGAGCGACGACUCCAGCAGCGGCAUGUCAGAUGAGGAGCCUGGGACGGUGGAAGUAGGGCUGCAGAUCACGGACUUGCUGGCCCGCGAGCCCAAGCUUUUGUCUAGCGCGUUGGCGUUGGCAGCGGAGAUCCCAUCGUUGUCUGACAAGAACGCUCCUCCCUUCGAGUCUAUGUCCAUCCCGCUGCUGAAGAAGACUGUCGGCCCGGUGAGCAAGGCCAUCGGGAUCAUGUGGCAGCGGAUUACAAACCCGCGCGACGAGGAUGUCCAGAAUCUCCGAGCGGCCUCCUCCAUCAGCGAGGCCGCAGACAUCAUGCUGACCUUGAUCACGGACGCCGUCUGGGCUACUUUCAACCCGAGUGUCAUCGAGCUUGGCACGUACUGCUACGCAACAGUCAAGGGCGACAGUGACCAGAGGGACCAGAAGCAGCCUCCGGAGGAAAAGUCAAAACAGUUCACGUGGGCCACUAUCAACACGAAGAUCAAGACGCUUGACCAGGUCUGGCCCAGCAUUUCGAAGCUCGAGGAGUUCCUGAAGAUGUGGGCCGUCUGCGUGAAACUUCUGUUUGGGGAGUUGCUUGAAUCCUUCGACGAAUUGAAGAUCGAUCAGAAGGUGAGCGCUGACAUCCGCAAGAGCAUUCCCUUGGUGAACGCCUUCGCCACUCGCUGCCCCGAAGCCGUGUCGGCCAUCGACUGCAACAAGAUCCAGAAGAAGGAGUGGACGGUUGCGUGGAAGAACAUCUUCAUGAACGCCCAGAACUUGACGUCUGAGGAGUUCGCAGGAGAUAAGGACGACAAGUUUUACAAGGAUCUCGAAGUCACCAUGAAGAGCAAGGUUUCCAAGUAUCCCAAGGCAUUCCUGGAGACCGAUUUCAAGAAGAAGCUGUCUAGCCACAUCAUCAUCGAGAAGGACCUGGCAAAUAAGGAGAAGCAUGAGGCCAUGAUCAAGCAUCUCGCCGCAUACGAAGUCAACGAGGUUCGCAAGAAGACGGACGCAAUUGAGAAGAUGUGGAAGGAUACCAUCUCAGCGGUGAUGAUACAGGAGUCUGGGGGGCACGACGGAAUCCUCGCUGAAGAAGUUGCGUCACAAGUCGAUGAGGCAAUGGAGGCCGUGACUACGAACGCCAGCGAUGAGAAGACACUGGUGCAGUUCCCUACCUACGGCACGUCCGAAACAAGUGCAAGUCUGAAGGCAACAGUCUGGAACCCUACCGUCUAUUCGCACGUGACAACGGCCGCUGCCUUUGACGAGUGGUCCUCCGGGCGCAUGAACGACACUGGCGAAGGCGACCUGGCGAUCAAGCUUAGGAACGGAACGGCAUCUAGGCUCUACGCUAACAUUCAGAACGCCAUCGGCCAUGAUCUCAAAUUCCAUCUUCCUGGCAGGUUCAGCACAUCUACCGUCGGUUCACUGGGCUACAAGGCCGAGGCCAAACUGCUGACUGAAAAGUCCUCCGAGAACUCUGGAAGAAGUGCGAUGACGUCGGUCGGGGCUGUGCGCGGUCAGUGCGUGCCUGGUUGGAUGGUGCGGGUCGUCAACCUUCGCAAAGGUGCCCGCGUGCAGCCAGGAGAUGAGAAGUACGAGAUCCCAACUAUGAUCGAAGGGCCCCCUGCCGAGGUAAAUGUCAUUAGCAGUGACGAGAAAACCAAGUUCCAGGUAUUUGUGAAGAGCUUGGUUCCGAAUCCUACCUACCUCCAGAUCGCAUUGAAUGACGAGGAGCAGAAGAGGCUGGAACGCGAGAUUAUGGACAAAAGUAAGUCAGAUAAGUCAGAGAAGUCAGAUAAAUCAUUUAAGAAACGCACUUUUCACUCCAUGAUGGCCGAGCUGACCCGCAACCCCUUCGACGAGGAAGUCGACAUGGCCGCGAUUGCCUUGGGGAAAAACCGCCAGAAAGCUGCCGAGUCGGAACUGAAGAAGGAGGUGAUUCUCAACGAGGUGGACGCAGAC
Prorocentrum cordatum is the source of this 3174-nucleotide messenger RNA. The record is from the annotation of a GenBank genome assembly. NCBI's taxonomy places the organism in Eukaryota, Dinophyceae, Prorocentrales, Prorocentraceae.